Molecule: messenger RNA, 308 nt
Organism: Micromonas commoda
Lineage: Eukaryota; Viridiplantae; Chlorophyta; Mamiellophyceae; Mamiellales; Mamiellaceae
Exons: 3
Coding region: 37-207 (56 amino acids)
Biological process (GO): translation
Cellular component (GO): cytosolic small ribosomal subunit; ribosome
Molecular function (GO): structural constituent of ribosome; zinc ion binding
Source: RefSeq, a predicted model, not a curated record
UUGCGUGAAGCAAAGGUUCAAGCUUCGCUAGCAAACAUGGGUUUCGCCAACAUCUGGGCUACCAAGGCUGAGUGCAACGGCAAGGGCCAGCGCCGCUGCCGCGUGUGCGCAAACCAGUGGGGUAUCAUUCGCAAGUACAACCUCAACAUCUGCAGGCAGUGCUUCCGCGAGUAUGCCAAGGACAUCGGCUUCGUGAAGAACAACUAAGCGCGCCGUGUCUGUGCGCUACGCUCGGGGCGAGCUAGCGAAUAUUAGGGUGGAUUUCGUGCAUCUUCUAGAUGUAAUAUACACUGCAUUCGGUGUUUGAA